AUGUGUGCGCUGCGCAGUAACCGGGCCCUGUCGGCUGUUUCGCUGGCACAGCAGUAUCGCCUGGAUAUGAAGCCGAGGCGACCAGCCAUGCGGAAGUUGCAUCGGUCGCGGCGUCACAGCUCCUCAAGCGACGCGGAUCUGGAUGCAAACGUGGAAACGGAUGAGGUACUGGAACUAGUGGAGGAGGAGGAGGAUGAGGAGUUUGACUUUGAUGAAGAUGAAGAGCUUGACCUCCCCGCGGACAACACGGAGUUGAGUCAGCGCUAUUACCUGAUGUCGUGUCGUCAGCUGGGGGUGAUGCCCGUCCGCUCCAUUCUUAGAGGACUACUGCACGAGAAACUCUCAUGCAAAGGCUUCGUGCUCCUUCCGGAUGACGCUAAAGCGGCCACCAUAGCUAUCUUGGGCAACACUAUCGUUGAGACUGUUGAGUUUGAGAGAAAUGAAAUUGGGGAGAACUCUGCUCACUAUUUUGGCGAUGUUUUUAGGAAAAAUGUGUACCUAACAGAAAUUAGGUUGCGAUGGAACGGCCUGCGGACUGAGGGCGCGCGGGUGGUCUGUGAAGCCCUAGAGAAAAACAAUAGCGUCCGAAUUCUUGACCUCACCGGGAACCAGUUCAACGAUCGAGACGCCAUCUACUUCCGGGAUCUCCUAGAUGAAAAUAGUGCCAUGUAUGAGUUACACUUGAGCCACAACUACUUCCGGGAAAGGGGUGGUGAAUACAUUGCCGAUGGUUUAGCGGCGAAUGACUUCCUGCGGGUACUGGACCUUAGUUGGAACCACCUCCGGAUGGGAGGGGCCACCGCGAUCGGCAAGGCGCUCGCGAAAAACAUAAACCUUGAGGUUCUGAACCUUUCGUGGAAUGGGAUGUACCAAGAGGGCGCGUCCCAGAUCGCCACCUCGCUCACCCGGAACCAAGCGCUCCGUGACCUUGACCUCUCCUGUAAUAGGCUCUCAGAGGCCUGUGUAGCCACUUUUCUCGCUGGAUUAAAAAACAACAGCACGCUCAAGAAAUUGAGGAUCGGAAGGAAUCACAUUUCUCACGUUGGCGCGGUGCUAGUUUUAGAUUAUAUCAAGAACAACCCGAAGAUCGGACUCGAAUAUAUUGAUAUGGGAGACCAGCACGUACGUGACGACUUUAUUAAGCUGUUGAAAGAACUGCAGGAGAACAGACGACUGGAAGUCGUGUUCGGAAUAGUUUGGUCAUGUGACAGGGACCCCAUCGGCAAACAAGAUGCCUCCGAGGACGAGCUCGCGCUUCUGAACGAGAAUCCCCACUUCGUGCUGAUGGAGUUCAUGCGGAUACAGAAACUGCGGCUGGUGGACCUCUUCCACCAGAUGGACAAGGACAACAGCAAGGGCAUCAGUGUGGACGAGUUCCAAAAUGGACUCAGGGAGGUGCACAUUCCACUGAAACGGAAGACCUUAGAAACGUUUGUGCGCAAGUGCGACACCGACAAUAAUGGGGAAAUUGAAUACUCGGAGCUGAUCGAAGCCAACAAGCUGUAUAAAGAGGCUCUCCGGAAGCUUGCGAAGUCAACCACCCCAAUGGAAAAAAGCGCCAUAGGCCGCAUACAGAAACUCCUCCGCAAGAUUAUGCUGGAUAACCGUGGACUCCCACCGGACCAGGGGAACCAACUUGCUACCGGAAGUACAACCUGA
This is a messenger RNA of Mya arenaria, 1659 nucleotides long. RefSeq names its product leucine-rich repeat-containing protein 74A-like. Bases 1 to 1659 code for a protein of 552 amino acids. The transcript is spliced from 12 exons. The record is from RefSeq and is a predicted model, not a curated record. Lineage: Eukaryota; Metazoa; Mollusca; Bivalvia; Myida; Myidae. Gene Ontology annotation, molecular function: protein binding; calcium ion binding.